This is a messenger RNA of Hyla sarda, 4213 nucleotides long. RefSeq names its product MLLT10 histone lysine methyltransferase DOT1L cofactor (gene MLLT10). NCBI's taxonomy places the organism in Eukaryota, Metazoa, Chordata, Amphibia, Anura, Hylidae. Gene Ontology annotation, cellular component: nucleus. The transcript has 20 exons. Gene Ontology annotation, biological process: regulation of transcription by RNA polymerase II. Bases 507 to 3557 code for a protein of 1016 amino acids. Gene Ontology annotation, molecular function: nucleosome binding; histone binding. The record is from RefSeq and is a predicted model, not a curated record.
GUGCAGUUGUCCUUGGCAACCCGCUUCUAAUUUUCUGUAGCUGUUAAUGGCAACCUAUCAGAUCGCUGCUUUCAUUUUCCCCUUAUGUGAUUUAGUUGCUAUGGGCAUCCUCUCGCUCCCCUCCCCUCACACGAGGCAGACAUAACAUUCCCUCAUGUCACAGGCGGGAGCAGUGUGAGCGGAGCCGGAUUCCUCAGGCAGAUGCGCUCCCUGGAAUCCCACCACAGACGCACGUGUAAUGUGUUUGCAGCGCCAAAUGAAGGGGAGGAGGCGGGGAGGAAAUGAACGCGCCGCCAUUGGCAACAUAGUCCCCGGACUUCCCACUCCCCCUCCGCUUCCACUAAUCACCUCCGCGCCGCAGUGACACGCUUCCCCCCCUAGAGGCGCUGUUGCAGUAGUUCACGGUUGUAAUCAACGCGGCGCAUGCGCGGAGCCGUGCUUUCCUCGUCGUGAUCCUGCCCCCUCUGCCAGUCCGGGCAGCCCCGGCGACAUGAGGCGGCUCCUGAAUGGUGUCCGGAGAUCUGGCCCUGACAACCGAGGACGAAGAGCAGACGACUAGUAUGAAGGAGAUGAUCGGAGGCUGCUGCGUGUGCUCGGACGAGAGGGGCUGGGCCGAAAACCCGCUGGUGUACUGCGACGGGCACGGCUGUAACGUGGCGGUGCAUCAAGCUUGUUACGGAAUAGUGCAAGUGCCGACCGGACCGUGGUUUUGUAGAAAAUGCGAAUCCCAGGAGAGGGCGGCCAGAGUGAGAUGUGAGCUGUGUCCUCAUAAGGAUGGAGCGUUAAAGCGCACAGACAAUGGAGGUUGGGCUCAUGUGGUAUGUGCACUAUAUAUUCCAGAAGUCCAGUUUGCUAAUGUUUCUACGAUGGAGCCUAUUGUCUUACAGUCGGUGCCACAUGAACGAUACAAUAAGACUUGCUAUAUAUGUGAUGAGCAAGGGCGAGAGAGCAAAGCUGCUACCGGGGCUUGUAUGACCUGCAAUAAACAUGGAUGUCGUCAAGCCUUCCACGUAACUUGUGCACAGUUUGCAGGACUUCUGUGUGAAGAGGAGGGGAAUGGAGCAGACAAUGUGCAGUACUGUGGUUAUUGUAAAUACCACUAUAGUAAAUUGAAGCAUAAGGAGAAGGAAAAGCACAGACAGAAAUCCAGAAAGCAAAUGGAGCCUUUGGCAUCAUUAGUUCCCUCUCUGACUGUGACUACUGAGAAGUCGUACACCUGCGGCACCAACAACAACAACUCGGUCACCAGCUCAGUAAAGCGUUUGGAGGAAACUGCGGCGCGGUUCACAAAUGCAAAUUUCCAGGAGGUUUCUGCACAUCCAUCAAGUGUGAAAGAUGCCCUGGAAACACGAAUGUCAGAGGGCAAACCCAAGAAGACUCCGGGUCACAACUCCAUUCAGCGUGGCCGAAAGUCCAACAGUGGCCGGAAUACUACUGGUCCAGCCGCAGCUACCAGCCCCUUCCAGCAAGGUAGUUUUUCAGGGACGCCGAGCAGUGUUAAGUCAUCUUCUGGUAGCUCAGUGCAGUCUCCCCAGGAUUUCUUGAGUUUUACAGAUUCUGAACUGCGGACUGAUGGCUAUCACCACCCUCAGCAGCUCCCGUCAACCAAAGAUACGUCCAAAGGGGAGCCAGGACUACAGGAAGGGACACUUAGCAGUUUUAAUUCCUUAAUGGGCCUUCCAUCAAAUCCAAUUAUGUCUUUCCAGACCAAAAACUUUGACAGUGUUUCUGGGGAUUAUAUGAACUCAAGCCUUACUGUAUCAGGAUACAAGCGGGUACAAUCCUCCAUGGUGGAAGAAGAUGCAGUAAAAGAGAAAAGGAGGAAAGGAAAUAAACAGAGUAAACACGGGCCCGGGCGGCCGAAAGGGAGCAAGAAUCAAGACAGUAUGUCCAACCUGUCUGUUUCCUCCGUUUCACCAACAUCCUCUGUGGCCUCUGCGGCGGGUAGUAUAGCCAGCUCUGGCCUCCAGAGGUCCCCUACAUUGCUCAGGAAUGGCAGCCUCCAGAGCUUAAGCGUUGGCUCUUCUCCAGUUGGAUCAGGCAUUUUCAGCAGCAAUGAUGUAGCAGUAUCCUUUCCCAGCGCUUUGUCAGGUUCCAGUACACCAGUUUCCAGUUCCCAUGUCUCACAGUCCACUGCUGCUCAUCUACAGCCUGGAGGAUCCUCAUCCCCAUUGCCCUCUUCUUUAACUACUGCCCUUACCAGCACUACUACAACUCAGGUAAAUUCUCUUCCUGGAUCCUUAGUGACUGUGACGUCAUCUCAUUUCAGUGGAAAUAGGCAGAAUCCCACCUCAUCUGUAGGGCCGACUGAAAACAGCCAGACAGACCAAGAUCUUGGAGACAAUGGUCGCAGUCUGGCCGUGAAGGUGGCCUCCCCUAGAGGAAGUCUGUCUCCUCGGUCCCCAUUAAACAGUCUUUCGACUCGCUUUGAACAGUCUGGGAAUGGCAAUCCAGAGAGCGCCUCCCUGCCGGUCACCAGUAUAGAGCAGCUUCUGGAGCGACAGUGGAGCGAAGGACAGCAGUUUCUGCAGGAACAAGGGGCAACUAGUGACAUUUUAGGUAUGCUGAAGUCCCUGCACCAGCUGCAAGUGGAGAAUCGACGACUGGAGGAACAGAUCAAGAACCUCACUGCCAAAAAGGAGCGUCUUCAGCUUCUGAACGCACAGCUCUCUGUUCCCUUCCCAUCUAUAUCUUCCGACCAUAUGGCGCCUCCUCCGGUGCAUACAUACCCAUUGCAGAAUGUAUCGAGUACAGACGCACUGAGCAUCAGUAAAAGUCCUCACCUUGGAAACUUCCAGACAGAGAACACUCAUCCAGCCCCCCAUCAGGAACUCGCAUCAAGCCGGCAAAGCACCAGCAGUUCUUCCUCACUCUCCACUCCGCCCCCUGAUGGGCAGAGUCCAGCACAACAAGUUCAAGGGGUUCAGCAAAGAAUCAAUGGUGUCACCAUGGGAACACUAACAAGUGGCAUUCAGUCAGUCACGCCAGCUCUUCCUACCGUGCCGGGAGUGGGUGCAAUAAUUGGUGCUCUUCCAGCAAACCAGCUGGCGAUUAAUGGCAUUGUUGGGGCUUUGAACGGAGUGAUUCAGACUCCGGCUACACUACCCCAAACUACUGCUCUUACUCAUGGGACAAUAUUGCCUAACGUUACACACCCAAUCUCUUCUACUUUAACAAACAGUGCCUCCGGAUUGGGACUCCUCUCGGACCAGCAAAGGCAGCUGUUCCUUCAUCAGCAACACCAGCAAUUCCAGCAGCUCCUGACCACCCAGCAGCUGACCCCGGAGCAGCACCAUGCCCUGUUAUAUCAGCUAAUGCAUCAGCAUCAACAACAGCAACAGCAGCAGCACCAUCACCACCACCAGCCGGACCUCCAGCAGCUGCAGAUGCCAGCCACCGCUCAGUUACCACUCAACAACCUGCUAGCCGGAGCCCAGGCCACCACCCUGCACUCUACAGCUACCAACCCUUUCCUGGCCAUGCAUGCCGACAACACAGCUCAUAAAGUCUCAAGGCUUGGAGAGAAGAACGGACCAGUUAUGCAAGAUAAGAGUUGAUGCGUAAGCUCCGCGCGUCCACCUGGCACUUGACUUUCCGAAAACAGACGUCUUCCUAUUCGUAGCAAAGAAACAAUGCAAACGAAGACCUAUUGACUUUACUCCGUAUUCACCAUCGCCCUUCCGACAGAUGGUGGUGGGGGGGGGGGGGGGGGGGAGUAGCGCGUCGCAGAGCGUUGAUGGCCUCGCUAUUUUGGAGGGAGGAGACCUCGACGGCAGCCUACGCGAGGCUACGGAUAUUUAUUCAUUCUAACUCUUCUUGUUGCUUUGUUGCACUGAAACUUGGCCUGUAUUAAGUCUGAGAAAGGUUAAAAAAAACAAAAAAAAAAACACUUGUCCGCACGAACGAAAUGCUGCCCGCGACUGGUGACUCCCGACUGCUAGUGAUACCUUGGUGCAAUUCUGCCACUGGUCACUUAAAGGUAUUAAUGGACAAUAUAAUUGUUACCAGACGUGUUUUCCAGCAGCCGAUGUUCUGUUUUGUUUUUUUUGCAGAUUUACAGUAAGAAAUGAUAGAAGGGUUGGUGUUGGGACAGCGCCAUUUUAUUCCAUUGAAAGUGCCUGUUGCUGAGGUUCCCAGAGCAGACGCAAGGCAAGACUGCUGGAAGCAAUCACAUUGCACUAGAGCGGUGUUUCCCAACCAGGGUGCCUCCAGC